This is a messenger RNA of Xenopus laevis (African clawed frog), 3782 nucleotides long. RefSeq names its product solute carrier family 30 (zinc transporter), member 8 L homeolog (gene slc30a8.L). Gene Ontology annotation, biological process: transmembrane transport; insulin secretion; response to zinc ion. Gene Ontology annotation, cellular component: membrane; plasma membrane; transport vesicle membrane. NCBI's taxonomy places the organism in Eukaryota, Metazoa, Chordata, Amphibia, Anura, Pipidae. Gene Ontology annotation, molecular function: monoatomic cation transmembrane transporter activity; zinc ion transmembrane transporter activity. The record is from RefSeq and is a predicted model, not a curated record. Bases 311 to 1438 code for a protein of 375 amino acids. The transcript has 9 exons.
AAAGACAAAGGCAGCUUUAAUUACAGAGCCUUCCUCCUGUUCUCAGCCUGUUUGCUUUUCUCCCCAGGGCAUUCUUAUCGCUCAUUCAAGAGAAGCACCUGACCUCUGAGGAAGCAAUGAACAGAGACAGAGCUUUCCCUUGUAGGCUCUUGCUGGGAGUUGAUUGAGCUCACAUGCUCGAGAAUCAACAAGAGCUGAUGAACUUCUCUUUAAAUAUGAUUUAUGUUUCUUUCUUAGGCAAAAGGUAUUCUUCUGUGUAAUACCCUGACCUCCUAAGGGGACCCUAUUUUUUUUUUUUUUUUAAAUCAUCAUGAAGGGACCAGAAAAAGCAUACCUGGUGAGCGAUAAAGCAACCAAGAUGUACUCCUUAACUAUGGACAGCAGUGAAAAGAAUAACUGUGGCAAACCUCCACUUCAGGAUGAUGAAAAUCCACAUAUUAAGUAUCACUGCCACAAUAACAACACCAAGGCCUACGAUGCCAGGCAAAGAGAACAAACAUCUGCCAAAAAGAAACUGUGUAUAGCAUCACUUAUAUGCUUUGUAUUUAUAUCUGCAGAGAUUGUAGGUGGGUAUAUCGCAGGAAGCCUGGCUGUUGUAACAGAUGCAGCCCAUCUCUUAGUAGAUUUAUCUAGUUUCUUUAUCAGUCUUGGUUCACUCUGGCUGUCAUCAAAGUCUUCAACGAUGCGGCUAACAUUUGGAUGGUAUCGAGCAGAAAUUCUCGGUGCACUUAUGUCCAUAAUUACAAUAUGGCUGGUGACUGGAGUGCUGGUGUAUUUGGCCAUCGAGAGAAUAAUUCGGCCUGAUUACACCAUUGAUGGGACCGUAAUGCUGAUAACGUCCGCCUGUGCCUUGGGUGCCAAUGUAGUCUUGGCUUUGAUUUUGCACCAGUCAGGACAUGGACACAGUCAUGCAGGAGGCAAACAUGAACAUAUGGCGUCCGAGUACAAGCCUCAAACCAAUGCCAGUAUACGGGCAGCCUUUAUACACGUCAUAGGGGAUCUGUUUCAGAGCAUUAGUGUUCUCAUUAGUGCACUGAUUAUUUACUUUAAGCCAGAGUACAAGAUUGCUGAUCCAAUCUGUACCUUUAUCUUCUCCAUUUUUGUGUUGAUCACAACUGUAACGGUGCUGAGGGAUCUCUUGAAUAUCCUAAUGGAAGGUACUCCGCGGGGGAUCCAUUACAGUGAUGUGAAACAGUCCAUUCUAGCUGUAGAUGGGGUUAAAUCAGUGCACAGUCUUCAUCUAUGGGCUUUAACAAUGAAUCAAGUCAUCCUUUCAGCUCACAUUGCCACAGACAUUUUAGGGGAAUCAAAGAGAAUUUUGAAGGACGUCACACAAAAUGUAUGUUCCAGCUUCCCCUUUCAUUCAGUCACCAUUCAAGUGGAACCAGUAGAAGAGCAGAGUCCAGAGUGCAUGUUCUGCUAUGAGCCGACACAGUGAUUAAGGUUAUCCCCAUCCGUUUGGCUUCAUCACAGCCAACCAAUGACUAUUUUUUUUUUUUUAAAAACAAAGGACAUUGACAAGGUGAAAAAUACUAGAAAUUGUGUAAAUUACAAACUCCUCCAUCCUUAGCACCUGAUAUUUAUAACUAUUACUAUUGGCACCAGCCAAAGCUGAGCAAACAAUUAAACAGAUGUUAGUGCACGGAAUGUCGAAACAGAGUUUCUAUACGUGGAAUAUGUGUAGGUUAUAAUUUCUGGAUGUAGCAGUAGAACACUAAGAUAUUAAGAAGUAUUAGCCCACAGACACCUGUUUUUACAAGCCCCUGGUGAAAAUUAACUAAGGGUGGUUAUUUUAAUUCCCAUGUUACAUUUCUGUCUUUCCAUGGAGACAAAGAAGAGCUGACAGAUACAUGUGCUUCCCGACAUGCUUCAGUGCCUUCAGUAAAAUACAGAAUUCUUCAGAGAAGGACACACAUUGACUCUGGCCUAUGAAGUAAAGGAACUGAGCUGGCUUUACUGGCCAUCAGCGAUGGGAAAAUGGACAAAUGACCAAGAUGCUCUGAUUGCUUAGCUGCCUUUUCAUGCUUAAAUGGGAAAAACAAUAUUUAUGGUUACAUUGCAGUUACUACUGCUCAAAUAUUUUGAUGGACCAUUAAGAAUGAAAAUGAAUAAUGACUUGUUUUUGUUCUCCAGGGAUUAUUAGACCUGUCUUUGUAUUUCUUACUGAUAGCUCUACCUUAAGUCCCUUUCUCUUCCUGUCAGAUUCCCUUACCCUAAAAUACCUCUCUUCUCACAUCAUACUCCUGAAUUCUCCAACCCUACCACCAUCAUCAUUUCAUAUUGCUUUAGGCCCAGUGCAUAUCAAGUGAAAGCACUUACUUUAUGUUGCCAUGUUUUAAAAUCCCAUCACUGCCCCACCACAACCCUCUGCUCCCCUCUCCUAAUUUAUAUACUCUCUACUUGUUGUGUAGCCCCUCAAAUCCUCUUUUUACUUCAUAUAUCAUUUCACUUUGACCCUCCGCACUUCAUAUUCCUUUAUACACACAUCUUAAAUAUCAUAUAUCCAACCACCUGCCGACCAACAACCAAUGGAUUUGGACUUUAUGUGAACGUCAGGAGCAAAACAAAGUGUAGCCUUGCCCAAAGUAUGACAUCAUUAUUCCCAUGGGGACUUUACCACUAGAGAUACUCAAUGUUUAAAUUGCCAGAGUAAAAGUUCAAUUCUUUAUCAUUUGACAAACUUAGACUGUGUGUAAAUGCUUGGAGUAGAGGUCCCAUAAUGUGACAUCAUUACUUUUUCCCUACAUCUAAAGGUGGCCAUAGAUGUAACAAUUACGAUCUUUCUUGGAAAAGAUCUUUCCAAGAAAGAACGUUUGUUUCAAUACACACGUGUAGAGCUGAAUCGUCAGAUAAACAUAUAGAAACAAUAGAAUUCUACCUGUAUCUGAUGAUUCAGCACUAAAAAUGGCCGAUGUUUGGGUGCCUUCAAAGGCACCCGAUAAAAAUUUUGUACGAUAUUAUCUGUGCGUCUAUGACCACCUUAAGACCUGGGGGAAACUGCAGAAUCACUGUAAAUGGCUCUAUUAGUAACAUGACACAGAACACUGAGCAAAAUGAAGAAAACAAAUAUUUUUGGGCAAUGUGGUGCAGAUGUUCUAAAACUACUGAGGACAACUCCAGAAUGCCAGUUUGAAUAUCAAUUAGAGUUAAAUAAGGGGCAAAUGCUAAUUUGCUAUCGUAUAUAUUUAUGGAAGCCCUUCCUGUCUGUGGUAAGGGGCCUCCCCAAACAAAUGUUGGUCCUGACCUAACAGUGCACCAGGCGUUAUAUCGUAUUAUUGUCUUGUGAGUAGUCAGUAUGGCCGUAUGGUGGUGGAAAAGGAUUGGAUGCAAAGGAAUCUUGCAUAUCAUAAUUAAGAGUAGAAGGUUCAAAGGGGAACUACACCUAAAAAUAGAUCCUGACACCGGCUGCUGUCGCAAUAUUUAAUUAUAAUGCACUAUUUUUUGUUUUUUUCUGUUGCCAUGAGAGCUGAUCCAUAUACAAUUUUUGGAGGGCACCAGACAUGUUGGAGGGGCUUGUUUAAUGCAGAAAUAGAUGCUAGUUUAUAUAUGCCAUGGAGUAAAUCAUGCACUGUUGUCCAUUUGCAGUCAACUUGCUGUACAAAUGGUAUUGAAGGAAAUGUUUCUUUUGUUUAUAUUGAACCAUAAAGGGGCAUAUUCAAUUCUGCAAAUAUACUUCUGACAUAUUGAGCCUUCCUCACAAUAUAACAGGGCGAUAUUUUGCUUUUCACAGUGUAACUUACUAUUCACUGGUCCUUCUUAAUAAAGCUAUCAAUGUGCACAUA